Tripterygium wilfordii is the source of this 1463-nucleotide messenger RNA. RefSeq lists its product as uncharacterized. Bases 72 to 1229 code for a protein of 385 amino acids. Gene Ontology annotation, molecular function: nicotinamide-nucleotide adenylyltransferase activity; ATP hydrolysis activity. NCBI's taxonomy places the organism in Eukaryota, Viridiplantae, Streptophyta, Magnoliopsida, Celastrales, Celastraceae. Gene Ontology annotation, cellular component: cytoplasm; nucleus. The record is from RefSeq and is a predicted model, not a curated record. The transcript has 12 exons.
AUUGCAGGUCAAAGGGUCAAACGCGAAAGAGUUAAAAGAGGAGGUGAGAUGGAGGACGACGAAAGAGGAAAAUGACGGAAGCUUGGAUUCGGGCUCUAGUGGAGGCCAUUCACGCUAGUCCUACACAGGCUGUACUAUAUCUCGCUGGUGGCGCAUCUCAGGUUCUUGGCUGGUUAAUUUCAGUGCCUGGAGCCUCAAAUACAGUGCUCGAAACGGUGGUUCCGUACUCCAGAAUGUCCAUGAUUCAAUUACUCAAUAAGAUUCCAACUCAGUUUUGUAGCCAGCAAACAGCAGAGGAAAUGGCUUUACUGGCAUACAAUCGCGCGCUUAAGCUCUCUAGCCCAGGUUCUCCAGUUCUUGGUGUGGGCUUUACUGGCUCUUUGGUUAGCACUCGUCCAAAGCUUGGAGACCACAGGUUGUACUUCUCAACAAGAACAUCUGACCGACUUUGGGUAUCUACAGUUACCUUGUCAAAGGGUCUGCGAACACGGGAGCAAGAAGACACUGUUUCAAGUCAACUAUUACUGAAGGCCAUUGCAAAUGCGUGCAAGAUCCCAGCAAAAUUUGAUUCUGAGUUGACUGGAUCUGACUUGGCUGAUGAAUUUGAAAGGCAGUUCAAUGAAGAUCAGGAAUUACAACAAAUUAUAAAUGGGGAAAUAUGCUUUAAAAUUUAUCCAUUUUCUGGUGGAGCACACACAUCAAAGGAAGAGAGGAAGAUAAUACUCUCGGGUUCUUUUAAUCCAUUGCAUGAUGGCCAUCUCAAGCUCUUGGAAGUUGCUUUAAGCAUUUGUGGCCAUGGAUAUCCAUGUUUCGAGUUAUCUGCUAUCAAUGCUGACAAACCUCCAUUAUCUAUAUCACAAAUCAAAGAUCGUGUAAAGCAGUUUGAAAAAGUUGGGAAGACCAUAAUCAUUUCCAAUCAGCCUUAUUUUUAUAAGAAAGCCGAACUUUUCCCUGGCAGUGCUUUUGUGAUUGGUGCCGACACAGUAGCGAGGCUUAUUAAUCCAAAAUAUUAUAAUGGGUCCCAUGAAGAGAUGUUAAGAAUUCUCAGUGAUUGCAAAAGAACAGGGUGCACAUUUCUUGUGGGUGGCCGGAAUGUAGAUGGUGCUUUUAAGGUUCUUGAAGAUUUUGACAUCCCAGAGGUGCUACGUGACAUGUUUAUCCCCAUUCCAGCUGAAAGCUUUCGCAUGGAUAUAUCCUCCACAGAAAUGAGAAAAAGCCGUCAAGUUUGAACAUUUGAGGGGUAAACAUGGCAUGGUUUUUCAUUGUUAAUAUGAACUAUGAAGCAUAAAAAUAAGUAUGAUCAUGGAAGUCCCUCUUAUUGUUUAUGCUAUACAGAUCAGUAUCCAAAUCUACUAUAUACUAUUCUCGUUAGCGAGCAUGCUACUCCGUAUUCUCCAGUAAAUAAGCAUAGAUAGAAAUUGUUCGAGUACACAUGGAUUGUGCUGAUCAUGUGGUGAUGAUUU